Messenger RNA from Salarias fasciatus (jewelled blenny), 2097 nucleotides. Its product is annotated as protocadherin alpha-8-like. Gene Ontology annotation, biological process: homophilic cell-cell adhesion. Lineage: Eukaryota; Metazoa; Chordata; Actinopteri; Blenniiformes; Blenniidae. The record is from RefSeq and is a predicted model, not a curated record. Gene Ontology annotation, cellular component: plasma membrane. The transcript is spliced from 4 exons. Gene Ontology annotation, molecular function: calcium ion binding. Bases 1 to 2097 code for a protein of 698 amino acids.
AUGACAUCUUUUGGCUUUGAUUUUGUUUCACAAUAUCAUAGAGCUGUCCCUGUUUCAUCUCAGGUGAAAUAUUCGAUUCCUGAGGAAAUUAAAGUGGGAUCUGUUGUUGGAAAUGUCGCCAAAGAUUUGGGACUGGACAUUACCUCGUUGGAAGACCGAAAAUUUCGUAUCGUUUCGGGAACAAAGGAUGUUCAAUUUGAAGUAAAUCAGAACAAUGGAGUCUUGUACGUGCACAAGAAUAUUAAUCGAGAGGAGCUAUGUGAAACCAUUACUCCGUGUUUAAUGAACCUAAAAUUGGUAGCUGAAAAUCCCAUGGAAAUACAUUAUGUCGGAGUGGAAAUCAUAGAUGUAAACGACAAUUUUCCGAGCUUUCAAGAGGAGGAGUACAUUUUGGAAAUUUCGGAGUCGACUCUCCCCGGAAAGCGUUUCCAGUUACCAGCCGCCCAGGACCCAGAUGUUAACACUAAUACUGUACGUGCGUAUAAAUUAAACACAAACGAUUUUUUUAGUGUGCAAAUUCGAGAGAGAGGGGACGACAAAAUACCUUUCCUUGUUUUGCAAAAACCUCUGGAUCGAGAAAGGCACGAUGAGCAUAAACUGAUCUUGACAGCUGUUGACGGUGGGAGUCCACCAAGAUCUGGAAGCCUGAAUUUUACUGUGUUAGUUCUCGAUUCAAAUGACAACCACCCUACAUUCAGCCAAGAGGUUUAUUCAGUCACUAUUCCUGAAAAUAUAGAGACUGAUACAAGUGUAAUUACAGUGAAGGCAAUCGAUGCAGACGAAGGCACAAAUGGGGAUGUUGAAUAUCAUUUCGGUAGUCAGCUUGACCAAAAAAUUUACGACACGUUCAGCUUGGACAAAGACACAGGUGAAAUUCGAGUGAAGGGGGAAAUAGACUACGAGAAAGCUGACAUUUAUAAGUUAGACGUCCAUGCAACUGACAAAGGACAGCCUCCGAUGAGUACUGACUGCAGGGUGAUUAUAAAAGUACUCGACAAAAAUGACAACAAACCUGAAAUAGAAGUGACAUCCUUAUCAAACAUUGUGUCAGAGAGUUCAAAAAUAGGUACUGUGGUUUCACUGAUUAGUCUUACAGAUCAAGACGCGGGUUUGAAUGGCAAAGUUAAGUGCAGUAUUUCAGAUAAUGUACCCUUUGAUUUAAAACCAUCAUUUCAAGAUAACAUGUAUUCUUUAGUUUUAAAACAUAGCCUAGAUCGCGAACUUGUAUCACAUUAUGAUGUUACAAUUACAGCCACUGAUUGUGGUGAGCCGCCUCUAUCUGCUAUCAAAACCCUGAGUAUUGAUGUCGCUGACAUGAAUGACAAUAGGCCAGAUUUUUUGCAAAAUCCAAUUGAAAUUUAUAUGGGUGAAAACAACAUCCCAGGAAACAAUAUUUUAACUGUUUCUGCUUCAGACAGAGACUUGAAUGAAAAUGCAGUUUUAAGUUAUCAAAUAGUUAGGGAGGAACACAGUCAACCACAAAUUACUGCAUUUUUAAAUAUCAAUUCAGAGAAUGGACAAAUAUCGGCACAGAAAAGCUUUGACUUUGAAACACUGAAAAAGUUCCAGUUCCAAGUUGUUGCCACAGAUUCUGGAACUCCGCCACUCAGCAACAACGUGACAGUCAACGUGUUCAUUCUGGAUCAAAACGACAACGCUCCAGUCAUCCUCUAUCCACUCAGCUCCAACGGCUCUGCUGAAGGUGUGGAGGAGAUUCCCCGCAAUGUCAACGCAGGACACCUGGUGACUAAAGUCAGAGCCUAUGAUGCUGAUAUAGGAUAUAACGGCUGGCUGUUGUUCUCACUGCAGGAAGUAACGGAUCACAGUCUGUUUGGUUUGGACCGCUACACAGGACAGAUCAGGACACUUCGUUCAUUCACAGAGACAGACGAGGCUGAACAUAAACUGGUCAUCCUGGUCAAAGACAAUGGCAAUGUCUCACUGUCAGCAACAGCGACUGUGAUUGUCAAACUUGUGGAGCCUAAAGAGGCUUUUGCAGCUUCUGAUGUGAAAAGUGCAGAAAAAUUGGACGAGGAGGACAAUGUUACAUUUUACCUGAUUUUAACUCUGGGAGCUGUCUCUGAGGAGGCCAUCUGA